This is a messenger RNA of Zerene cesonia (dogface butterfly), 1663 nucleotides long. It is a transcript of the gene nSMase, whose product is annotated as putative neutral sphingomyelinase. The coding region runs from base 266 to 1468 and encodes 400 amino acids. Gene Ontology annotation, molecular function: sphingomyelin phosphodiesterase activity. The record is from RefSeq and is a predicted model, not a curated record. Gene Ontology annotation, cellular component: cytoplasm. Lineage: Eukaryota; Metazoa; Arthropoda; Insecta; Lepidoptera; Pieridae. The transcript has 6 exons.
AAGUGGUAACAGCUGGCAUUUCAAUAAUUCAAUUUUCAUUUUGAAAUCAUCUGUUCCCGCUCUUGGUUGUAGACUGUGUUAUGUGUAUACUUUUUUCACUAUAGUUGUUAAUUAACUUUAUUCCAUGUAAGAUUGACCUAGUUAGUUUAUUUUAUAUAAACCUAUCAUACAAUAUCUUUCAUAACUGUGUUACUCGUGCAUUGCAGUGCACAAUAAAAAUUGCUGCAUUUACAAUAUUCAAAGAAUUUAUCGUACAUUCCUAGUUAUGGAGUUCACUUUAAAUAUUUUUACAUUAAACUGUUGGGGCAUUCCAUUUGUAUCAAAAAACCGCAAGGAAAGAAUAGAAGCGAUAGCAAAAUAUUUACUAACUGGUGAUCAUACUAUAGUGUGCCUACAGGAAGUUUGGAGUGAACAGGAUUAUUUAUAUUUAAAAGAAAACUUGAGUACUGCUUUGCCAUAUUCUCACUAUUUCUAUAGUGGUGUGUUGGGUUCGGGGCUGUGUGUAUUCUCUAAAUGGCUCAUACAAGAUGUUUUCUUUCACCAGUGGCCAUUGAAUGGCUAUAUACAUAAAAUACACCAUGGUGACUGGUUCGGAGGUAAAGGGGUGGGUCUCUGCAGAAUAAAAUACAUGGAAAGAUUGAUAAAUGUUUAUUGUACUCAUCUCCAUGCAGAAUAUAAUGAGGAUGACAUCUAUUUGGCACAUAGAGUUUUGCAAGCACAUUCCACGGCAGAAUUUGUGAAUCUUACUUCACCUCCAGCUGACAUAUCUAUUUUAGCUGGGGAUCUUAAUACUGCACCAGGAGAACUAUCCUUUAGAUUAAUAACACAGAUACCAAGCCUGAUAGACCCGGCCAGUGUAGGACCUUCUGGCGACGGCCCAACAUUGAUAAAAGCUAUAGGGACAUGUGAUAAUAUCAACAAUAGCUAUUCCAAUCCAAAAAUAGCUAAAGCCUGUCCAGAAGGAAAAAGAAUUGAUCAUAUACUAUAUCAUGUAGAUCCUGCUUGGGAGGCCGAGGUUAUUGACAUGAAAAAUCCUCUGGAAGACAGAGUACCAGGUCAAGACUUCUCAUACUCCGACCACAAUGCUGUAUCUGUACAGUUGAAAAUAAAAUCGUCGAACGUAAAAAAUAAAAUACGUUCGCAGAGUUCAGUUGAAAGUUACGAUGACACAAUAAUAGAGGCGAUCAAAGUUUGUAAGGAAGCUAUGGUGACUGUAGCUAAAUCGAAAAAGUUGUACCUUUUUACCGGCACAUUGAUUUUCAUGUUCCUUCUCGGUUCAGUCGGAUUUUGGCCCAAUAUCAUAAUUGCAGAUAUAAUUAAGAUUAUCAUGACCGGUGUCUGCUUCUAUUAUAUUUUAAUGGGAUCGCUUUGGAAUAGAAUUGAGAUGAACAGUCUUAAAGCUGGUGUGACAGCUUUGGAAAAUUUCAAAAGUAGUAGAAACUACGAUUUGGGUAAAUCAAAAUAUUAAUUGAAGCACAUUGCAUUAAGAAAAAUACAGUUAAAUGUUAUACAGUAAAAUAUAACUCGUCAGUAUUUAAAUCAUACGUAUUUUAUAUAAAUAUGUCUAGUACCAAAAAAUUAUUAAAAAUAAAACUUAUUAAUUUUAAGUCACAUUUAAUCUGUUACAUUCAAUGAUCAUGUAAGAUUGUGUAUUUCCCUUUAA